Malaya genurostris is the source of this 1226-nucleotide messenger RNA. RefSeq lists its product as uncharacterized. Bases 456 to 1166 code for a protein of 236 amino acids. The record is from RefSeq and is a predicted model, not a curated record. NCBI's taxonomy places the organism in Eukaryota, Metazoa, Arthropoda, Insecta, Diptera, Culicidae. The transcript is spliced from 4 exons.
AAUGUAAAGAUUGCCGAUUUGAUCGUAAUAAUCAAAAGAGAAACUGCCAUUAGCACUUGUGUUAUUUUCUAAUGUUUAUCGUCAAUCUCUGUUAUCACUUGUAUUUACAUCCAGGCAAAAAAAAAACGAAUAUAAAUAUAGAACCAAAUAGGGAAACGAAUAUAGAUAUACGUUUAAUAAUCCAAUGAAAAUUACUACAUAGUUUCUCCUUAGAAUGUUUUGCUAAUAACUUAAGGUUAGACACUGAGACUUAACAACAGUACAGUCAAAUAAUUUGUUCCCUAUUUUUCUGGAAAAACGGUGGCCAAGGACCAAAACAUGAACACACCGGAUUAAUUCAUACUCACUUGAGAAAUUCUUGCAAGAAUUUGUUACCUGAACAAAGGAAAUUCACCCAUUCUAAGAAAGUCGUAAAACACGUCGGAGUUUGUACGGAAAUUAUUGAACUAGCUGAAAUGUGCGCAAAGUUUGGAGCUACUUCAGCAAACUAUUCUACUAUUUCGAAAAUGAUGAGUGAUGUUCAUGAUUUGCAUAUGAUGCUACUCAACGAGAAAAACGAUAUGGCUAAGAUACUACUCGUUUUACCACAUUUGACUUCUUACAAUGGGAGAAUGAUUCAUAUGGCAUAUGAGCGCAUCCAUGGUACCAGCUUCAAUCAGAAAGUUGACUUGAGAAAAGUAUUCGCCAAAGGUCUCAUGCACAAUCAGCAUGCUUUUAAAGAAGUUUCGGAUGAUUACAUAAGAGGAUGUCUUCGUAUAAUGAUUAAAUUAACUCGCAAGGGCAUAAAGCAUAAGGAAACAAUGGAGCCGAAUAUUGGUAUAGAAACUGAACUAGCAGCUCCAUUAAUUAGAUGGAUUUCUGACUCUCAAUCGAUCCAGGAUUAUAACGCUCCUGUAUCGCAUAUUUUUUGUCAAAGCGAAAAUUUUUUUGUAUAUCUAUCUCCUUGUGCCAUUAUUCCCUGUGGAAAGGAAUCAAUUAACGCCGCUAUCGAUACAUUCUUUAGAUCGUUCGCAGUGUUUAAUUUGCGAAUUCCGGUAAAUUUAUUAAAAAUUGCAGAUUUCCUGGACGUGUUUGCCUACAAAAUUAAAUCAUGCAGUAAUCGUUCGACCGUUCAGAAUUUGUGUUCUUUAUUCAUUGAAAGCGAAAAUGCAGAAAAAUUAUUGUAACGUGCAGGUUUCGUAAAUUUGACACUAAUAAAUGGUUUAAAAUUACCCACUGGUUGCAAA